AAUACCUAGUUCUAGAAAAAGGUAAAUUUCAAGUUCAAUCAUCACCGCCCGCUCAGCUCAACGCUUUUUGUUUUGUCUGUCUACAUGAAUUGCAAAGCAAGUAAAGGAUAAUUAAUUAUUUGUAAUUUAUAAUACAGAUAGGUCUUUAUUUGGCUGUAUCUGUAUCUAUUUCUUUUGAGCGAAAUGACCCUCAAUCUUGGCAGAAAGGACGGUGGUCCGGGUUAUGUUGGCAUCCAAUUUUGUCUAGAAUGCAAUAACAUGUUAUAUCCGCGCGAAGAUAAAAACAACAAAGUUUUAUUGUAUGCUUGUCGGAAUUGUGACUAUAAGCAACUCGCUGAUUCAAAUUGUGUAUACGUGAACAAAAUUAUGCACGAAGUAGACGAAUUGACCCAUAUAAACCCAGAUGUGGUUAGUGAUCCUACGUUACCGCGCACCAAAGAUCAUAUGUGCCCUAAAUGCAGUCACAGAGAAGCGGUGUUCUUCCAGGGUCAGACAAGACGUGCUGAGGAAGAGAUGAGAUUAUACUAUGUGUGCACCAGUUGUAAACAUAGAUGGACUGAGUGAACAAUUUACAUUAUGACUGAAAUCAUUUCAACUAAUUGUAAGUACAAUAAAGUAAUCAACAGAAGUCAGUGCUUUAUUUUAUAAUGGUGUGGAUGAAAAGACAUUGAGUAGGAAUGUGAUGGCUGACCUCAUUCAAAAUGGGGUUUUAUAAAAAAUGAGAGACAGUAUCAGUCUUUGUUUCUCUUCAUCUUGAAAUAGUUAAUAUGUGGUCAAUAUUAAAUGAAUGCUAUGGAUUUUUUCUGAACUUCUAUGAGUUUAGCAAAAUCUAAUCACAUAUCUGAUCUGUCUAUCUGAAAAUCUGUAACCAUAUCUGAUGUUAUGGAACCUGGAUAUGGAAAAUAAAUACUCUAUAUUUUUGAUGACACCUGCAUUGUACCUGGGUUGUACUUUAAAAUCAAACUAUCAUUAACUUAAGUACUUUUUAUUUCCACUAAAAAUAUUGCCAAGCCAAUUCUGUUCUAAUAAUAACAGUUAACAAUUCACAGCCAUUGAUCAAUUAAAUUAACAAAUGUGGAUUUAUUACACUACAUCCAAAACCAGGACAACACUAGCCACCUAAUAUUCCAUAAUAAUUCUAUACGGUUUAACCAAUAUUAACAAUAUCUAAGUCCUAGUGAUGCUACAAAUUUUGGGCUUUUUAGGCAAACAGUGUUUUUAUUAAUUUUGGCACAUUAAUUUUUUAGGCUGGGCACUGCUUUGUAUAAUGUAAUUGUAUUAUAUUUUUGAUUCCCCUAAGAUAAAUUUUGUAUUUGUAAUUUUUUUCUGUAUUUUGAUCUUUUGGUAUUACAUCUUUCGUUUAUUUGUUGUAAAAUCAAAUAACAUUGCCCAAAAAUUAAUUUAAUUAAUUUUGGAUUUCUAUUGAAAACUAUAUACCUACAGCAAUAUUCAUCUUGUAUAUACCUAUUUGGGGAAAAUGUUUUGUGCAUUAUUAACAACUUUUCACAACAUACUAAAAGCAUAGGCAGUUGUGAUACCUAUAUCACUAAAAUUAUCUAUUUCAAGCAAAAAUGAUCUUUAAUCUCUUCACAAUAAAUAUUUAGAUUCUACUGAGGAUUUUUCUUUAGGUACAGUCAAGAACAAAAAACUGUAUUGACAAAAUAAUUAACUUCCUAAUGAUUUUUAUAAAUUGUUGAUAACUUGUUUGUUUUGAAUAUCUAUAAACUUUAGGGGAAGCCUGAUCAUUAAUGUUGUAAUAUUAAAAAUUAAUUGUUCUAUGAACAAAACUAAUAGGUACUUGUUUGCAUUCGUUUUUCAGUGUUCAAACAAACCUUCAUAGUAUGUACGGGCUAGUUAUUAUAAAACUAAUAAACUUCACACUUUUUGUCAAUUUGUACAUAAAUGUUUUAUAACCUAAAAAUCUCUCAUUAUUUACCCAGAUAAUGCUUAUGACUAGACAAUAAUAACCGCCAAAGAUAUUGUUUAUAAAUUUUUAACAUUGAAAAGUCUUAGGAAGGAUUUAAAUAUAAAGCAUUAAUAUUUAAUAUCAGGUAAACUUAACAAUUGUACAUAUUUAAUAUCAUCAACCUCAUAGGAAGACGGUAUUUUUACAAAUUAAUGAACAGGAAUAUAUGAGGCAAGCUUAGCUUAGGAGCUCUAGAUAAAAGCUGCACAGCUAUAUAUUUUUUUUAUAAAAAAGAAACCACCAGGUAAACUUUUUUUUAAGUUUUUAUUUUAUUUUCCGCAAUGAUGACACAUGGUUUGAUUACUGUGCAGCAUUUGUUUGCUAGGCUGUUUAUUUUAUUAUCUUAAUAUUUUAUUUACUCUAUAAUGCCUACAAAUAAAGAAAGCUCCAGAGAUUCCAUCUCAAGUUUUCUAGCAUGUAUGUGUCUUAA
Plodia interpunctella (Indianmeal moth) is the source of this 2396-nucleotide messenger RNA. RefSeq names its product RNA polymerase II subunit I (gene RpII15). The record is from RefSeq and is a predicted model, not a curated record. Gene Ontology annotation, cellular component: RNA polymerase II, core complex. Gene Ontology annotation, molecular function: zinc ion binding; DNA-directed RNA polymerase activity; nucleic acid binding. Gene Ontology annotation, biological process: transcription initiation at RNA polymerase II promoter; transcription-coupled nucleotide-excision repair; DNA-templated transcription. Bases 184 to 564 code for a protein of 126 amino acids. Lineage: Eukaryota; Metazoa; Arthropoda; Insecta; Lepidoptera; Pyralidae. The transcript has a single exon.